UUUCAACUAGCAACACUUACGGAGAGAUAAAUACACCAGCUAAAAUGGAUCGUUGGACAAAUCGAGUUGCUGUUGUGACGGGUGCUAGCUCUGGGAUCGGAUCGGCCUGCUGCAGGGAUCUGGUGGCGAAGGGCUUGGUCGUCGUGGGCUUGGCCCGUCGGGAGGAGCGUUUGAAGCAGCUGAAGGAAUCCCUGCCAGCGGAUCAGCAGGCUCGCUUCCAUGGACGGAAGUGUGACGUCAGCGUGGAGCAGCAGGUGGUCGAUGCGUUCGCAUGGAUAGAUGAGACCCUCGGAGGGGCAGACGUCUUGGUGAACAACGCGGGUAUUACCACUGGUUCCCUGAUCACGGAUGCCGACAAUGCUGCCGACAUGCGAUCCGUUCUGGACACCAAUGUCCUGGGAUUCGUGUGGUGCGCCCGCGAGGCCUUUAGAUCGCAGCAGAGACGCAACGUCACCGAUGGCCAUGUGGUGGUCAUCAACAGCGUUGUGGGUCACAAAAUUCCCAGUAUGCCAGGCUUUGGCUUCAAGAUGUACGCCCCUUCCAAGUUUGCCGUAACCGCUUUGGUGGAGGUCCUGCGACAAGAGUUCCAGCAGAAGAAGACUCAGACCAAGAUUACGAGCAUUAGCCCCGGAGCCGUCGACACGGAAAUCAUUGAUGAAAAAACCAGGGAGAUUUGGCCAAACUUCCCUAUGUUGCGUGCUGAGGAUGUAGCCGAUGCAGUCUCUUAUUGCAUCCAAACGCCUCCCAACGUGCAGAUUCAUGAGCUGACCAUCAAGCCAAUUGGUGAAUCGUUUUGAAUGAUGCCUUAAUGGAACUGGAACUUUCGUAAACUAUAAGCGAGCAAUUUGCAACAAUCAAUAAUGGAAGGUGGAUAGUAUCAAUGAAAACAUUGUGCUAUUAUGAAAUCCAGAAAGAUGUAAACAAAGCAAACCAUGCAUCGGGCUUACAGAGAACAAAUAAGUAAAUAUAUUCCCAGUACGGGAGGAAUUUGAUUCCCA
Molecule: messenger RNA, 998 nt
Organism: Drosophila subpulchrella
Lineage: Eukaryota; Metazoa; Arthropoda; Insecta; Diptera; Drosophilidae
Product: farnesol dehydrogenase-like
Exons: 2
Coding region: 45-797 (250 amino acids)
Source: RefSeq, a predicted model, not a curated record